CCAGGUCUGGAGUAACAUGUUGCGAUGUUAUCAGAGUCGCCUGGCAGCGUUGUUUUGCACACGAAUAGUCCCCAUUGGACAUUGUACGACAAGUCCCUGUAAAUCGGUAAUACAGGAAAUAAACAUUUCUUGUUCUUCUUGUGCGAAUGAUCGGCUUAUAUAUUUGCUAAUUAUUCGAGACCAGGAGGCGAUUUGUAGCGAACUCCUUUAAUGACCCCGUUUUCGGUUUUCGUUUUUCGUUCCUGACGUAACAUACCUUGUGGCUGUGAACAUAACCACGCACUAAUCAUUCUUCGACGAUCCGUGGAUUUCCCGUUGCUUUAUUAGAAUACGCAGUCGUCAAAGGGUGAAGGCUAUGGAUGCGAAGUGGACUGGAAAGGGAUAUUGUGCUCUUAAAUUAUGAACUACGUUUUAAUAGCUAUUUUUUUCCUUCAGUGUUGUUGUCAAGUUCUGGCAGCUCUUCCUGCUCCUGUCAACAUAACCGUGGAAUCUGUCAACUUCGAGCACAGCCUGCGAUGGGACCCUGGGCCUGGAACGCCCCCAGAAACCACCUACAGGGUCCGGUACAGCCGUGACAGUAAGCAGAUGCAGACACUACAUGUCCCAGACUCCUCUGCGGCUGUGGUGAAACAGACCCUGCAGAACUGCACUCAGGACGUCUUAGAAUUGUGCACCAUCGAAGUGCGGGCCGUUCACCGUAACAGAAAGUCCGAAUGGAGAAAAAAGGAAUUCACCCCCUUUACAGACACUCUCUUAGGUCCUCCAGAAGUGACCGUGUCAGGCUGCGGUGAUUGCCUCAACUUAACCGUCACACUCCCCAGAGGAAAAGCGGAGCUGUCCAUCUCCCAGAUCUACCAUGUCUUCACCUACCGCAUUUUCUGGAAACACGCUACAGAGAAAAAGGUGUGGAACACGAGCACAACGAAGAACAGCCUGGUGCUGCAGAAUCUGGAGCCAGCGGCGCAGUACUGCGUGCAGGUGCAGCUGCAGGUCAACACCAAUAAGCACACGCUGCCCUCAGGCUGGGUCUGUGCUUUCACUAGCCCCAGGAGCCAGAGGCCAGUCCUCAUCAUCCUGGCCUGUGUCUCUGGCCUCCUGAUCCUGGGAGGGCUGGUCCUGGUGGGCCUCAUCCAUACUGGGGUCCUGUGUACGCUGAAGACCAAGCUGCCCAGAGUGAUGUAUCUGGCGGAGGCGCAUUCUUACUACUACUUUUAUGUAGAGGAGACCACGCCCGACACUGUCAUCUGUGAUUCUGGGUGCAGAAAGAAGGGGGGUGGGGCGGUGGCUCAGGAACCGAGACGCUGUUCAAAUGAAGCGGAGGAGGAGGACGAUGAAGAAGAGGAGGACAACGCGGGCGACAGCGUCUAUGUGAACCGUAUGGCAGGGCACCUCGAGGGGACAAGCUCUGGCACGGCGUCCCACGAUACAACAGGCUCCUUCUCCACCGCUGCCACCGCCCUCUCCACCGCAGAGAGUUCUGGGAAUUCUGGGGUUGCGGGUGAAGAGCCGGAGUGGGCGGAGCCACCUGGAGGAGAUGGGAUUUUGGGUUUGAGCGAAGGAGGUGGAGAGCGACAGAAAAAUCUGGGCGAAACAAUGGAUGGGGACACAGACCCGGGCGAGGACGUGAACCUGCUGUCUGUGGUGCUAUGGGCGGUGGACGGCCAGGGUGUGGCAGAGGAUCAGACUGGGGGGUUGUGGGGCUGGCAGCCACCACUUCUGUCCACAGGAAGUGGAGACCGGCCGGCAAUGCUGGGCGCAGACAGACGGGCUGACAGCCCAGAACUCAUACAUGCAGCCCCCCUACUGACCCUCCCAGACUGUGAACAAACUGAUACACACUCACACUACUUGCAGACACACGCAAACUGGAAGGAGGUGGUAGAAGAGGAGGAGGAAGAGGAAGAGGAGGAGGAGUGUUCAGACUACAUGAGACGUUAGCUGUCACUUGUGCCCAGUUACCUGAUUGUGUGUGUGUACUGUGUGUGGGUGUGCAUAUGUAUGAGGGGUGAUGUGUACCACAAGGUGAUUCACAAGAAUGAUUUACCCAGUUAAAGGAAAAGGAAUGACUUCAUGCUGUGACUUGUGCAGACAAAGUGCCAGCUGCAUAUGAAAUGUGAGUGUGUGUGCGCAUGUGCGUGUGUGUGUGUGUGAGUGUAAGUUCGUAUGUGUGUGCAUGUGCGUGCGUGUGUGUGUAAAUGUGUGUGUGUGUGUGAGUGUGUGUUCAUAUGUGUGUGUGGGUGUGUGUGUGAAGCUGAUGUGUACCAAGAGAGCAUGAUUCACCCAGUUAAAGGACUAAUAACUGUAUAUUGUGCCAUGCUCCCAUUCCUUCACCCUGAGAUCUAUGCAGACAAAGUGCCAGCUGCAUAUAAAAUGUGUGUGAAAGGCUCUCAGAGUCACUUCUCCCUCCCCCCACACUAGAGGAAGUGGAAACGCUAGCGUUUCAAAAAAAAGACACCAGUGGCAUUGAGCUGACCAGGCUGUUCAAGAUCGUGAGAACAGAGCUAUCUCUCUGUAAAGGAAGUAUCAGUGUACUUAUGCCUUUCAUAAUGGGAAACAUUUCAUAUUUGUUCACAUUUCAUCUUGUGGCAUUUUUUUAUUGAUCAGAACCAUUGGUGCUUUUUCCCCUUCAGCAGGCCUUAGAGGAAUUAUUCUAAUUGCCAAGGGCAAUUAACCAUGAAAAUAAUAUUAUAGGAAUUAAUUAAUUACAAAGGCAAAAAUCAAUUCAUAGCUAUACAAAUAAACACAAAGAUUACCAAAGACAGUUAUAUUUUCAUGACUUUUAUAUCUUUCUUGUAUUAUUUUGUGUAAAUGAGCUCAUGAGUACUUGAUUGCUUUAGUGUUUAGCUUUAAUUUUUGACAUGCAUUUGUCAGGGUGACUGCAACCACAUUGUCCCAUAAAGGCUUCUGACUCAAAUUUCUGGGAUCAAGUGCUUGUAUUGUAACAAUUAUAAGAAAAUGUGUAACAAAAUGUGGCAUCAUCAUCUAAUGCUUGUAUUUUUGUGGAUAAAUAUGUCAUUAUUGUUUUUAUUUUGAGAAGGGCACAGAUUGAGAUUGGUUUACUUUCUCAUGACAGGACCUGAAUAAGUAUGUUUGAAUAAAAAGUAAGGUUUUGGGGAAAAAAA
Messenger RNA from Anguilla rostrata (American eel), 3122 nucleotides. RefSeq names its product interferon lambda receptor 1-like. Gene Ontology annotation, cellular component: plasma membrane. Lineage: Eukaryota; Metazoa; Chordata; Actinopteri; Anguilliformes; Anguillidae. Bases 400 to 1938 code for a protein of 512 amino acids. The record is from RefSeq and is a predicted model, not a curated record. Gene Ontology annotation, molecular function: protein binding; cytokine receptor activity. Gene Ontology annotation, biological process: cytokine-mediated signaling pathway. The transcript has 8 exons.